CUUGUUCUCUUAUAGGUUAAGUUUAAGUUACAGUUUACAUAAAAUUUAUACCAUUUAAUUCGUUUACAACAUAAUUUCUACUUUAAUAACGGUGUAUUGAACCUUAGUCUCGUGUAAAUAAAUUUUGCAAAUUAAAUUAAUAGUUGUGUUUGAUUAGGUUGCUUUGAAAAUGUCGUAUAGUAGUUUGGUAAUGAAAUCCAUGUUUCCAAGAGCACCUCUUGGAAAUGGGUUAGGAAGAUAUGUAUGCCAACUGCAGAGAAUAACAUUGAAGUUUUGUAAAACGCAUGGUGGUAGUCAGGGCAUGAGGGAAUUUAUUGAAACAGAUUUAAUUGAUUUUGCAAGAAGUAAUCCUGGGGUUGUUGUAUACUUAAAACCGAGAAGGUUUCGAACACCUUGUUUAUGGGCUGAAUACUUGAAUGGGGGUGAAGAGUACAUUGGCUGUAACAACCUUUCAAAAGAGGAAAUAUCACAGUGGUUGAAUUGGAUGAAGACCAAGUCAGGCUAUCAAGACAUGAGGUAUCUGAGCUAUUCACACUCUGACCAUCCCUCUGUACAAGGAGUCUGGAGUCCGUUCACCCACAGAGACCCAGCUUUAAACUUGGCUACCUUCCCUCUCGAUACAUUGACUAUAGCUGAGAGACAGUCUCCUUCUGCCACUGAAAUACUGAUGGAAAUGUACAAGAAACAACAACAGACAGAGCCUGACCUGAGCAAAUCUACACAAUCUAAUGAGUAGCCUAAAUGAUGUCUAGUCCUCAAUCAUAUACUGUAGUAUUAACUAUUAAUAUAAUUUGUUAUUUUA
Molecule: messenger RNA, 802 nt
Organism: Macrosteles quadrilineatus (aster leafhopper)
Lineage: Eukaryota; Metazoa; Arthropoda; Insecta; Hemiptera; Cicadellidae
Gene: mRpL43
Product: 39S ribosomal protein L43, mitochondrial
Exons: 4
Coding region: 170-736 (188 amino acids)
Biological process (GO): mitochondrial translation
Cellular component (GO): mitochondrial large ribosomal subunit
Molecular function (GO): structural constituent of ribosome
Source: RefSeq, a predicted model, not a curated record